Molecule: messenger RNA, 2026 nt
Organism: Arachis ipaensis
Lineage: Eukaryota; Viridiplantae; Streptophyta; Magnoliopsida; Fabales; Fabaceae
Source: RefSeq, a predicted model, not a curated record
CUGAAUGAGUGUAUGAUUCUUGAAGAACUGCAAGGGAGCUUGGUGAUGAUACUUGGAUGUUCGAUGAAAUUCCUAGCUGAGAUAAUGCAUUUUGGAUAUUGAUCACUACUGGAGCAAGAAUUUCAGGGUAAGUUUUGGGAAAAUGAUCAACUACAAAUUAGAUUGAGCUCAUUCCAAGAGAAGAUAACCAAGUUACAUUUUUCUCUUUCUCCGACGAUUGGCGAUCAGAAGGCUAAACAUUAUCAUGUUCAAUAUGUAUCUCUGAUCUGCGUCUUUUUUAAGGAUAUAGCAGCGCAAAAAGUGAGAUCAAAUAAGAAACGGCGCCCAAAUCCUAUUCCUCCCUUGCGUCACUCCAAUUGAACCUAACCUUCAGCCCUGUCUCACAUAGCCUUAAAGCCGUCGAAGCCCUCUCCUGAUGAAGGCCUGACCUACCGCUCCUCUCGUCUGUCGCAGCUCUUGCCUUUCCAAGGGCUGUUGUCCCCUCUUCUCUUCUCGGGAGUUUAAGAUGGCUCGAAAAGUUCGAUUCACGAAAAAAUCAAAAUUGGGACCAGGAGCUCAGCAACCUCAAGCGGGAGCGACUGCGACUUCGAACUCCCACCAUGAUGGCUCUCAAAUUCUCCCGACCAGUGGUGAUAGUGUCCCUGCUACCUCACGCCCUUUCUGUCCCCCGCGAAGUGAACCACGGCCUGCUCCACAGGUGAGCACAAGUAGUGCCCAGAACUCGCUGCUAGGCCAUCUAAACUUGGACGCUAACGUAAAUAAGGAACCUCUUCUUGAUGAAGAAGUUGAUGACCUCCAUGAUGCUUCUGUGGCUCAGAGUUGCAGAGGACGCAAGACUACAGAAUUUUGGAUGGUUAAGAUCAUCGAUUCUGACGGCACAAUCAAGCCGGCAAAACUAAGUGUGAGGGAGGCUAUGGAACGGACUAAUGGUAGGAAGAUCAUGCUCAGGUUCAACAAUGCAAAGCAAGCAAUUAGAGACGAAACUGGACUGUUGAGUGGCGUGCUUGGUCUGCUGGGAUCUGAUUAUGGAAAAUUUCCUAUCUGUAGGAAAAGUUGGCGUCAGAUUACCACUAAAGAUAAUGUUUAUAACGAAUGUGUCAAGCAAAAUUUCCACUUUGAUGAAGAUAGCGAAGGAACUAUCAAGAAAAAUAUUUUGAAAAGUAUGGGGAAGUCUUGGAAGGAAACAAGGCUGAGGUUGUAUGACCAUUUUUAUGAGCCAACAUUCACGACUGAACAAAAUAUUGAGCAUCGCCUGCCGGGAAUUGAUCGAGAGCAUUGGAGAUUAUUCCUUGACUAUCGCGCCGAAGCUGAGACAAAGGAGAAGUGCAGAAAAAACACAAUCAAAAUCGAUCAAAACAACUAUAUACUCACACUGGUGGUUCGAAAAAUUUCGCACGGCGGAUGGAAGAAGAGUCAGAAGAACAAGGAAGGAGAGUUGGUAGAGGAGAGUUAUGGAUUACAGUGCACAAAAAAAAGAUGGCUCAUAUAUCAAUGAAGAAGCAAGAGCAAUUGGUCUACCAGAAAGCACUUGUUUUCUUUCAAGGAAAGAAUUGAGGAGAUUGAGCAUCAGGAUGAGUCUUUUAGAAUGUUGUCUCAAAAUGAUUCCAUUGCUUAGGUUUUCGAAAAAGAGAAACCGGGUAGAGUACGUGGUGUGGGUUUUGGACCGACUCCUAGUCAAUUCUUUGGUUCAAAUUCACAUGUGCCUGGCAACAGAGUCCAACUAGAGGAGACCCAGAGGAAGUUGCUUGAACUGCAGGCAGAGCUGGAAGGCGAGAAAUUGAAGAGGAAGGCGAUGGAGGAUGAGGCAGCAACAGAGAAGAAAAAGAUGAAGGCAAUAGAGAGUGAUCUGAUUUAUCUGUUUCAACGGCGGGGUAAGGAGCUGCCACCUAACAUCGCUGCAGGGAUGAGUUUCGUGGAAUGAUAGAGUGAAAAAUAUAAUGUUAGGAUUGGAGUUAUUUUACAUUGAAGCAAACAUUUUAUUGAAAUAGACUGAGCAACUCUUUGAAAGAGAUUUAUUUACUUUGUA